UCUGUGCUUCCCAGGGUCUAGUAAUUGUCUCAUUGCUUAACUUUAUAUCCCUCUGUUGUCUCUCUCUUUCUCAUAAGUCACAAACACAGACAAAAACUACAACAAGAAACAUGUUUCCUUGUGUGUCCCCCCCUCAAAACCCAACCUAUCUGCUUCUUAAUUCUUAUUCACCCAAUUCCUACUCCUCUCAUCAAACAAGGUUGAAUAUCUAGAAAGAGUGGUGUGUGAUGGAGAAGGAGAACAGUGACAAGGAGGAGUAUGUGAUGAUGUUGCAAAGAUGUGUGAAGAAGCUUCACUUUGGAAGCCGGGAAGAGAAAGAGGUGGCAGCAAAGGUAAUUGAAGAAGGGUUGGCUAAACAAGAUGUUGUUAAGGUGAGAGAGAUGACAAGUGAGCUUGGGGUGGUGAGAGUGUUGGUUUCUAUGGCAGUUUCCGAGGUGGCUAGUCGCCACCGAGUAGGACUCAAGGCCUUGAUCCACCUGUCCAAUGGAACUCACGGAAACAAGGCUUUGAUAGUGGAGGCAGGAAUAUUGUCCAUAUUGCCUAAGAAAAUUGACCUUGAAGAUGAAUCAAUAAGUGAAUUUGCACACUUACUCUCUUCAUUGUCAUCUCAAGGCACCAUCAAACGACGCCAAGAUUCUGCAUGUACAAAUCGAAACAAAACACAAUGGAACGAUUCUUCUUUUUUCUCAACUCCACCCUAUUCUGCUAACUCCCAAGUAUUACUUGCUAACUCCCAAGUCCAAUAUCAUCAUAUUUCUAGUAUACACCAAAACAUAAAACAAAAACCUGUAUGAUAUAUUCUGUAUUGCGUAUAUCAAACACUACACAGAUUUUGUCCUUAGAGGAAUGGUAUCAAAUCUUUUGCCCCCAUCCACUCCACCCACACAUUAUAAAGCAAAAAGAAUAAUCUCCAGGUUUUUAUCCAACAAAUCCGUA
Messenger RNA from Glycine soja, 936 nucleotides. RefSeq lists its product as uncharacterized. Bases 228 to 794 code for a protein of 188 amino acids. The transcript has 2 exons. The record is from RefSeq and is a predicted model, not a curated record. Lineage: Eukaryota; Viridiplantae; Streptophyta; Magnoliopsida; Fabales; Fabaceae.